This is a messenger RNA of Purpureocillium takamizusanense, 4564 nucleotides long. RefSeq lists its product as uncharacterized. The coding region runs from base 643 to 3486 and encodes 947 amino acids. Gene Ontology annotation, molecular function: protein binding. Gene Ontology annotation, cellular component: plasma membrane. The transcript is spliced from 3 exons. NCBI's taxonomy places the organism in Eukaryota, Fungi, Ascomycota, Sordariomycetes, Hypocreales, Ophiocordycipitaceae. The record is from RefSeq and is a predicted model, not a curated record. Gene Ontology annotation, biological process: actin cytoskeleton organization.
CAACCAGCGCAACCAGCGCAGCUCCCAGGCCUCCGCAGCCGUCUUCGUCCCAACCAUCUUUUGUUCUGCCAUCUUCACCCACAUUCUCGCCCGGCCCAUCCUACAACUUCGACCACGACCUACGUUGCCUACGCCUCUCCUCCACGUUCCCCUGCGAGCCCGCAGCCCAAUCGGCCGACUUGUUUCCAUCGACGACGCGCAUUCCGAGCCGUGCUUCGACGACUCUCCACUGUAGGCUUAGCCAGCGGCUGCCCCGAGCGCGACGUCAGGUCUCCAGGUCGAGCCCCCCUCCCGAGUUCCAACACAAACAGAGGUGCUUUUCGGCCGGCCUCGAUGGCGCCGGCUGUUAUCCUUUCCCAGGAGCUCCAACUCUCGUGAUAGGAAAAACAAGACAACGCACAUUGGCGAGCGCGCCGCCAAAACGGCCAUUCGCCCCCCGCCCACGCCGCCGAUCCCGUGUCUCAUCCGCACCCCGUGUCAACGAUUGCAUUCCACGGCCACCUGACUCUCCUUGACGCCCGCCCGCCAGCCUGGCAUCGACUCGGCGACGGGACCGCCUUGCUGGCAUCACGGCUCUCCCCACGCAAACCCUCUCUUUCAAGAACCGCGCCGCUCUCCUCCCCCGCCGACACGGGCAGCACCAUGGCCUCGAGGGGUCCAAACGAACCCCAGGCCCGGCCUGAAGUCGGCGAGACUUUGAUAGUCAUCCAUGAUUUUCAAGCCCGCAGCUCCGAUGAACUGAGCCUGGCCAAAGGCGAUCGAGUCGAGCUGAUAGAGCGUGAUGACGAGUUUGGCGAUGGCUGGUUCCUUGGCCGCCAUCUCGUCAAUGGCAACACGGGUCUCUUCCCUGAAGUGUACACACGACCGGCACCGAAACCCGCGCCUGCGUUCACGCACUCGAAACCCCUUGCUCCCGUCGCGGAGGCUCACAUUGAUCCCGGCCCCACCGGCGUUGUCAGAGCCCCCCAGAAACCGACUCAUAUGUCUGAACCAUCGCCAUCUCCCCCGGUUGGCAAGCCUGACGAGGCAGCGAUUACCUUACCGCUAAACUCCAUCAAAUCGGAAACGACGAGCGCCAACAGCACCCCUCCACCCGUCGCCGGGCUCGGAAAGCUCAACAACCAGAGCCAGGACAGCCAAGUCUUGAACGAUACCCUAAACGUCAUCAACGAGCACAUCACCGACCUGCGUUCGCCGGCGAGCAAUGGCGCUCUCCGUGCCCCGGCCACUGAUUCAGGUAGCGAAUACAGCGCCCCGCUCGAUGCGAGGAUGUCUUACAUCCAGGGCGAGGAGACGGACGAAGAAGAAGACAGCGCUGCCCACACCCGCGCUGAAGUCGAGGCCUGGUCCCCCGACGACGUGGCCGAGCAUCUGUUCACUGCCGGUGUCGAGAAGCAUCAUUGCGAAGUCUUUCGCGACCAAGAGAUUUCGGGCGAGGUGCUUCUGGGAAUGGACCAGAGCUCUCUUUUCAUCAAGGCAUUCGAUCUGGGCUCCGUUGGCAGACGCCUGAAGACGUGGCAUAAGAUCAAAGCGCUACAAGACGAGGUCAACAGCCAAACCACGCGAAGAACGACCCUGACAUACGGCAGUGAAGUGGGCUCAGAGGACGCAGCACGGAUAAGGAGUCGUACCAGCACGCUCACCAACUCCCUCUCGGCUCGACCGAUGUCUGUGCAGACCCGCCGCAUGUCCUCAUCGCAGACGCCCAGACCCAGCCCAACAACCUUCACCGCCCCUGUGUCGCCUCCGUCCGGCCACGACAGCCCGACACGUCCCGGCCACGCGAAGCGGCCGUCUGCCGCUUCCAUAAGGCAGCUUAACCAAUCUCGACGCCACUCGUCGACCGCUACCUCGAGUAUCGUCCCGGCUCUGAACACUAACGGAAGCAGCACCAGUGCCGACGGAGCGCAUAAGAAACAGCCAUCGUUCGACCGCAACUGGACUCUAGGCGGGGCCCUUUCUGCGCAGCCGUCGCCGCGGCCACUCUCGUCGGCUGGGCUUCCAGACACGUUGACUACGUCGAAUCCUGAUCUGCUGCAAGAUUCGGCCGUCGAUCUAGAUCGUGGGUACUUCUCGGGGACUGAGGCAGACGGUCGAAAACGCAACGUUCUUCGGAAGCGUGACAGCGUGAGUCAUUCAAAGAAGGGCAGUUACACCGAAGAGCAGCGAGUGCGCAGCGCCACCGCGCUCUCGAGACACUCAAGGUUCGGUAGCGCCGACUUCCACGACGGGGCGCCGCCCUCGGCCGUUCAAAAAUACUACGGUAUCCAGUCACCGCACCGAAGGACCGCGUCAACAAACACGGCCGAAUCGGUACGGCCCGUGCCACCUGCCAAAGACGCGCCACCGCCUGCGGUUACCAACCUCGAUUCUGGGUCCGUGUCUGAACAACAAGCACCGCCCGUGGUCGUGAAGCAGAACAGUUUUGGUUCUGACUGGCUAUCAUCCAUGGUGCCAAAGCCGAUGGGCAAACGACAUGGUAUGCGUGCCAUAUCCGAAAAGCUUACCAACAAGUCCAAGGAGAUGGAUACAACAGAGGCGUCAGCCAAGGAGUCUUCGCUGGACUCGCCCGCUCGGACGGGCUCGAGCACACCCUCGGCAGGCCCCAGCUUCGACCUGGAAUCUCCCGGUACUGGCAAGGGCUCCAGCACCACGGCUACGCCACCGAGCAAGGGUAUCCGUAAGAAGGGCAAGAAAGGGACCAGCGCUUAUACCCGUGGCCUGCAAAAUAUUUCACCGACUGAGGCCAAAAAGAACGCCGAUUAUUAUGGUUGGAUGAAGAAGAAGAGCUCGAAUCUUAUGACAACGUGGAAGCCACGGUUCUUCGUCCUCAAGGGCCGCCGCCUAGCUUACUACUAUUCCGAAGACGAUACGCAGGAGAAGGGGCUCAUCGACAUUUCGUUCCAUCGUGUCCUUCCCGCCGACAACGAGCGACUGACGGGCCUGCACGCGACGAUAACCGGUGUAGGUGGUCCUGGCCUACCAUAUGCCAAUAUCCUGCCCGUUGGUGGUGACGGCGCUUCCGGCCUCGACAAAGGGGAUGAUGCCACCUUCAUCUUCAAGCUGGUGCCGCCGCGGGCUGGACUCUCUCGGGCUGUCAACUUUACGAAACCUACCGUGCACUACUUUGCGGUACCAAAUUUGCAACAGGGGCGUCUAUGGAUGGCGGCGUUGAUGAAGGCGACGAUUGACCGAGACGACACGCAGCCCAUUACCAGCACCUACCAGCAAAAAACCAUCUCUCUGGCAAAAGCCAAGCAGAUGCGCCACCGCCCUCCGGCUCUGAUGAACCUUGAAGAGGCGAACGAGGAGGAGCACAAGACGCAGGCCCCUGGGUCCGCUAUACCGAGUGGCCUGGGGCUGCUCGGGGAGUCGGAUAGCGGCGUCUCAGGAAUGGACAAGCUUGCUGCCAGCAGGGCCGAUGGGACUGGGUUCACGGUUGGUCCUGGGGGGGCAGACAGCCCUCUCCCACCGCAGAGCGCCUAGGCGGCGUUUCGCAGGAGGAUGGCCGGACGGCCCGAUCGCAUCAAGACCAAUACGGCUUGAAUCUGGAGCGAGGCCUGGCGACUUGCAGCUUCAACUUUCACUUCAUAAUGCCCAUCUUGUUUCCACCUUUCUCUCGUCGAGAGCUAUGCCUGAUGUAUUACCCUCCACUUUUCUCUUCUGGACUUUUUCUUCUCUUCUAUCUACCUAUUUCGAAGCCCCCAAAAUCAAGUUCGAAGCCUUCCUGGCGCGCCACGACCAACUCCAACAGCCAGGCGGUCUUCUUUCAAUGAACGACCUGAUCAACGAUUUUAUACCUCUUACGAAAGAAGGACACACACAAACAGAGACCUCCGCGUUAAUGGAGAGGGAGGGAAAAUGCGGCAAGAUUGUUUUGGCUUCGACCUUUUCUUUACUCACUGGCCCGGAAGAAGAACGCAAAUCUACGACGGCGGCGUCUUGUUUCCGGCGCGAAAUACCCAUACACAGGUUCUCACGCGCACAUACACACACGUCCAUCUACGUCCCCUUGGCUGUGUCACUCAGGCUUCCGACCACGCAACCAUCCACACACCACCAUGUCCGCCGACCCUACCUACCUAACUCGCGAUUCGUGCGUGGCCCUCGCCUUUCUGCUUUGCCUUUUGUUCUCCUUCUUCUUCCCCUAAAACUUCUCCCCCCUUUUCUUUCCCGAACUCCGUGGUGGUAGUGGCGGUGGCGGCAGUGGUGCCCUCGUGUAGAGAUCGAGUUUGCGGCCCACAGACAGAGAGAGAAAGCGCGCAGAUAGAUGGAACGUCGUACAUGGAUGAGAUGGAAUGGGAUGAAUGGACCGGAGUUUUUGGCAGGAAUCGUGUACCUCUUUUCCCGUUCCCUCUUUGUUUGCCACCCCUUGUCGAACGUGAUAUCUCUGAAAGUGCUGGAUGUGGGUUGGGUGCACGACAACUAAUCCGUGUGUCGCGUGGAGAGUAUCACAAUACCACUUGUGCCCAGGCCAGAGCCACCAAGAUGACAACACAUAAUGACGGCGCAUACAUUCGUCCACAGCGUCACGGACAUGCACGCGUUGCCACCAACUAAGUGC